Diutina rugosa is the source of this 1041-nucleotide messenger RNA. RefSeq lists its product as uncharacterized. The transcript has a single exon. The record is from RefSeq and is a predicted model, not a curated record. NCBI's taxonomy places the organism in Eukaryota, Fungi, Ascomycota, Pichiomycetes, Serinales, Debaryomycetaceae. Gene Ontology annotation, molecular function: RNA binding. Bases 1 to 1041 code for a protein of 346 amino acids.
AUGUUUGAGGAGGCCGAGGGGGGGCUGUUUGACGUGAUUCGUGCCGACGUGGUGACGUCGCGCGGGCGUUCAAAGGGGAUGGCCACGGUGGAGUUUGCCACUAAAGACGACGUCGACCGCGCCAUCAGAUUAUUUGACCGCAAGGUGAUGAACGGGCGGGAAAUCUUUGUGCGCCAGGACUACCCGCCUCCCGGUGGCGAUGGCGACGACGGCGACGACCGGGGCGACCGCCGUGAUCGUCGUGGUGACCGCUACGACCGUGAUAGCCGUCGUGGCGACCGCUACGAGCGCGACGAACGCCGGGAUGACCGUCGCGACGACCGCCGUGAGCGCCGCAAUGAUCGCCCUACUUACGAUGGCCCCAUCACUCCCGAAGUGUUCAUUGGCAACAUCCCGUUCCAAGUGACCCGCGACGAGCUCGGCGACCUCUUCCUGGAAGCAGGUAAGGUGGAGCUGGUGGAAAUCCGUACCGAUGGCAACGGCCGUCUGCGCGGGUUCGGCACGGUGGUGUUCUCCAACGAAGAAGAGGCGCAACGGGCCAUUGAACGGUUCGCUGGCUACCAGAUCGGCGGCCGUCGUCUCGACACUCGUCCUGGCCAUGGUGGCCGCAUUCAAACCCGCGAGCGCCCACCUAAAGAACGGGGGAUUAGAGGUUCUAAUACUGAGUUCACCGAGGGCGUUGUUGGCCAGGGUGACCCCAGCGACAUCAUCUUUGUCGGUAACUUGCCGUUUGAAACGUCGCAAGACGACUUGUUCGACUUGUUCGAAACCGUCGGGCGUGUGGUGAAAGCUGAACUCCAAUUCAACCAACGGGGCCAACUGCUGGGCACCGCCGUGGUGCAAUUUGACCUGGAAGAGCUUGCUCUGCUGGCGAUCCAGCUGUUGGACGGCUACAACUACGGUGGCAGGCCGUUGGCGAUUAGCUACGCCACUCGCCGAAUCGGUGGCGGUGGUGACGAUGCGGAUUUGGCUGGUGGUGCUGCCGAGGCAGUGGAAGUGGCUGAAGGUGAGCCGGUGUAUGACGACGCCGAAAUGGUAUAA